AUGAAGAAAACUCUUGGCGCAUUCAAUGCAUUAAUAAGUCUUGGCCCAAAACACAGCAGCCAUGAAUUAAUUAUCACCAGCCUAUCAAACUUUAGCCCACGGCUCAAUUCCAUCCAGCAGGAUCUCUCGGCCUUACCUUCACCAAUGAAUCAGCCCAAAGCAGCUCCUCUAACAUCCGGAUUCUCGUCAUAUGUUGUCCGCAUAUCUUCAUUCACCUCCAGGAUAUCUCCUUCAGUCACCAUGAUUUCCUCAUCAGAAAACACAAAGUCUAGAGAAUCUCUCUCUGGGUUAAAUGAGGUUCAGGAGCUGGAAUUUCGACAUGAUUCAUUGAUGUUAGAGACAUACAAAAUUGGUGCCUGGAUGGAUUUUUCUAGAAUUCAUGUUAGCAAACGGGCCCUUCAUUUUUUCAACCUUGUCAAGUGUAGCGAUUCAUCCUAG
Dovyalis caffra is the source of this 438-nucleotide messenger RNA. The record is from the annotation of a GenBank genome assembly. NCBI's taxonomy places the organism in Eukaryota, Viridiplantae, Streptophyta, Magnoliopsida, Malpighiales, Salicaceae.